GAGGCGAUGCUUAGUCACUUGACGGUCUAUCCGGCGUGACGUCAUCUAGAGGCGCCGUGCUAGUAGAGGUUCCUUGAACCGGAAGGAGAACGGUGGUGUGUGGCGGCCGGUAUGAGCGGUGCGGAGUUGUUGGCAUGGCUGGGCCUGUGUUGGGUUCUGGCGGUGAGCGCGGCUCCUCAGGCUGAGUGUGAAGUCUGUAAAGAAUAUCUGCACCGAUUUUACCAAUCUUUACUAGAAAGGAAUAUUGACUUUACCCCAGCCGCCAUAGAGAGAGAAUUAAUCAACACAUGCAGAGACACUACAGGAAAGGAGAACCGCCUGUGUUAUUACUUAGGAGCCACAAGUGACGCAGCUACAAAAAUUCUGAGCGAAGUUACUCGUCCUAUGAGUGCACACGUUCCAGCAUCCAAAAUCUGUGAAAAGCUAAAGAAGAUGGACCUUCAGAUUUGUGAGCUGAAGUAUGAGAAGGAGCUAGAUUUCAACUCUGUGGACCUGGCCAAGAUGAAGGUGGCAGACCUGAAGAGGAUACUAGACCGAUGGGGAGAAGCAUGUGUAGCCUGCUUAGAGAAAACUGACUAUGUGCAGCUCAUAAAAGAACUGAUUCCAAAGUAUACAGAGAAAAGCCAGAAGGCAGAUCUCUGAAACCUAUAUUAGGUAAUAUGAUAAGAAAACAAGAUAUGGACUGGUGAACUUUUCUAUACUUAAAUUACACGUAGAAGCAAACUACACUGAUAUUUUAUGUGUAACCCCUUUGCUUUAGACUUCUGGUUUAAGAUAUAAAGAUUUUCAAGACAGACAAA
Hyla sarda is the source of this 800-nucleotide messenger RNA. RefSeq names its product cerebral dopamine neurotrophic factor (gene CDNF). Gene Ontology annotation, biological process: neuron projection development; dopaminergic neuron differentiation. The record is from RefSeq and is a predicted model, not a curated record. The transcript has 4 exons. Lineage: Eukaryota; Metazoa; Chordata; Amphibia; Anura; Hylidae. The coding region runs from base 112 to 642 and encodes 176 amino acids. Gene Ontology annotation, cellular component: endoplasmic reticulum.